Carassius auratus (goldfish) is the source of this 3186-nucleotide messenger RNA. Its product is annotated as lysyl oxidase homolog 4. The record is from RefSeq and is a predicted model, not a curated record. The transcript has 15 exons. Gene Ontology annotation, biological process: peptidyl-lysine oxidation; collagen fibril organization. Lineage: Eukaryota; Metazoa; Chordata; Actinopteri; Cypriniformes; Cyprinidae. Gene Ontology annotation, cellular component: membrane. Gene Ontology annotation, molecular function: protein-lysine 6-oxidase activity; copper ion binding. Bases 138 to 2756 code for a protein of 872 amino acids.
AAAAGAAAAGUGAGAGAAAGAGAGAGAGGUCGAGAGAGAGAGAGCAGUAGCUGGCUGUGAGAGCUUUAACUCUCAUUCUGUGUCUGUGUCUCAGUCUGCUCUGAUCUGAUCACACGCGUCGCUCUCAGGCGGAGGACAUGAUGAUGAUGAUGAUGAAGAUGAUGAUGAUGCUCCUCACCAUCGCUCCGCUCGCGCAGGGGGUCCCAGGGUUCCAGGUGCGUCUGGUGGGCGGCAGGAACAGAUUCGAGGGCCGGCUGGAGGUGCUGUAUAACGGUGCGUGGGGAACUGUGUGUGACGACGAGGUCAACAUCAAUCUGGCCAAUGUGGUGUGUCGCGAACUGGGCUUUUCUCGUGGACUCACCUGGGCUCACAGCGCCAAGUUCGGCGAGGGCCGCGGUCAAAUCUGGAUGGAUAACGUCCGGUGUUCGGGAGGCGAGAGCUCUCUGUCCGAGUGUCGGUCGAACGGCUGGGGUGUGAGCGACUGCACUCAUGCUGAAGAUCUGGGGGUCAUCUGCAGUCCAGAUCCACCCACCCAUGGUCACGUCCCCCGUUACGCAGAACCCCCUUCACCUCUGAUCUCUAACGUGGUCUCGAACACUCCUCUGCGUGGGCAUGAGAUCGGUCUCCACCGUGGGGCCCGGGGCCCGUCCUCACCUCACCUCAAUGGUCAUCGCAUCCAUCUGCGCAGGAACGGGUUCGAGAGCGCCGUCACCCCACGGGGACACCGGAUCCCAGACUUCCUGCGCAGCAGAGCCUCCUACAGGAGAGCACCGGAAGUGACGCCUACUCCGACCACCAGAAGCCCUGAGAGACCAGCACCAGCGCCAGAGCCGGUUUACAGUCCUGAACCAGCACCAGAGCCGAUUUACAGUCCUGAGCCGGUCUAUCCCCAUGUGGAGCACAGCAACAGGAUGGAUCUGGACUUCACUGACAUGGACGAACAGCCGUCUGGGUCGCUCCAGCUGGACGAGGUGCGUCUCCGACCCGUCCUGACCAACACUCGGAGUGCUGCCAUGGUAACGGAGGGGGUGCUUGAGGUGAGGCAUGCUGGGAAAUGGAGGCAGGUGUGUAGUCUGGGCUGGGAUCUGAGCGGCAGUCGUGUGGUGUGUGGCAUGCUGGGAUUCCCAUCUGCGGAGCAGCAUGACACACGCGUGUACCGGAAACUGUGGGACUCAAAGAUGGAGGAUCCAACCACAAGGUCUGCGGUCAGUAAGAAGGCGUUCUGGGUCGAGAGGGUUCAGUGUUCGGGUUCGGAGGUGUCUCUGGCACAGUGUCGAGCGCAGCUCUCCGUCCCGCGGCACGACGUUCCCUGCUCCGGAGGGAUGCACGCAGUGGUGCGCUGUGUUCCUGGUGCUCAGUUCUCCAGAAGCUCCGCCUCCAGACCCCCGCAGGCUCCGCCCCCUCUGAACGCGGCGGUGCGUCUGAAGGCCGGUGCACGGCUGGGCGAGGGCAGGGUGGAGGUGCUCCGCGAGGGGAAGUGGGGGACCGUGUGUGACCAUCUGUGGGAUCUGACCACGGCCAGCGUGGUGUGCAGAGAGCUGGGCUUCGGCUCGGCCAGAGACGCCCCACGAGGAGCGCUCAUGGGUCAAGGUACGGGUCCGAUCCACAUGAACGCGGUGCAGUGUUCAGGCCAGGAGAGCUCCAUCACACAGUGCCGCUUCCAGGAGGUGCCGCUGCACUCAUGCAAACACUCCCAGGAUGCAUCUGUCCGCUGCAACGUCCCCAACACCGGCCUGAGCGCAACCGUGCGUCUGGCGGGGGGGCGGGAGGCGGCGGAGGGCCGGGUGGAGGUGCUGAUGGAGGUGAACGGUCAGCAGCGCUGGGGCUCCGUCUGCAGUGAGAACUGGGGCAUUAAUGAAGCCAUGGUGGUGUGUCGACAGCUCGGCUUCGGCUUCGCUUCCAGAGCCCAUCAGGAGACCUGGUUCUGGCCCAGCAGCUCCGGGUCCGAGGACGUGCUUCUGAGCGGAACACACUGCAUCGGCACAGAGAUCUCCAUCCAGCAGUGCAACAGGAACGGACAGGUGUACUGCCCACGAGGGGGCGGAGCCAGAGCCGCCGGAGUCACCUGUGCAGAUGCGGCUCCGGAUCUAGUGAUCGACGCGCAGCUGGUGCAGGAGUCUGCGUAUCUGGAGGACCGUCCACUGCACCUGCUGACCUGCGCUCACGAGGAGAACUGUCUGUCGUCCUCCGCCGCACGCAUGGUCUGGCCCUACGGUCACCGCCGCCUGCUGCGCUUCUCCUCACGCAUCAUGAACCUCGGACGGGCCGACUUCAGACCGCGAGCCUCACGAGAGUCCUGGACCUGGCACCAGUGCCACCGACACUACCACAGCAUCGAGGUCUUCACACACUAUGACCUCCUGACCCUGAACGGCACAAAGGUGGCGGAGGGUCACAAGGCCAGCUUCUGUCUGGAGGACACGUACUGCCCUGAAGGCCUGACGAAACGCUACGCCUGCUAUAACAUGGGCGAGCAGGGCAUCACUGUGGGAUGCUGGGAUACGUACCGCCACGACAUCGACUGCCAGUGGGUGGACAUCACCGACGUCCGGCCCGGAGACUACAUCUUCCAGGUGGAAGUCAAUCCCUCGCUGGAUAUGGCCGAGUCUGACUUCCAGAAUAACGUGAUGCGCUGCCGCUGCCGUUACGACGGAGGACGAGUGUUUAUGUACAGCUGCCACACCGGAGACGCUUACAGCGCAGAGGCAGAGGACCUGUUUGAACACGUGCGUGAGAUCUCGAACAACUUCCUGUGAUGAAGCCGCUGCGCCGCAGGACUGACGCUGGAUUCGUCUGAUCGCCGCCGGAGGGGCGGGGUCUGCGUGUGGGGGUGGGGCUAGUGUGAUGAUUGACAGGCGGGCGUUUACAGUACAUUUGGGCCAGUAUUGAUGAAGCAGAAGAUCAGAAGGGAUUUCAUGAGUGUGAGCAGAUGCUUCUUGAUGAGGCUCAUAUAUUCAUCUUCUUCACUCCUGUGAGAGUGUUUAAAAACACCACUUUACAACAUUGAUUGAAGUAAACUUUCUUUCACCAGUGUCAUUCCUCCUGCUUGUUGUGCUCAUCAUUUUCAUAUUUUAUUUCUCACAAUGUUGUUGUUUUUUAAGUGUUGUUUAGUUUGGUUUGUUGGAGAGAAAACAUGUUUUUUCCUUUUUUUUUCAUUUUAAAAUCUCUCUGUAGAUCAGCGGUUCU